Messenger RNA from Cyclopterus lumpus (lumpfish), 626 nucleotides. RefSeq names its product cerebral dopamine neurotrophic factor (gene cdnf). The transcript has 4 exons. The record is from RefSeq and is a predicted model, not a curated record. Gene Ontology annotation, cellular component: endoplasmic reticulum. NCBI's taxonomy places the organism in Eukaryota, Metazoa, Chordata, Actinopteri, Perciformes, Cyclopteridae. Gene Ontology annotation, biological process: neuron projection development; dopaminergic neuron differentiation. The coding region runs from base 26 to 541 and encodes 171 amino acids.
GCUAAUAAUAACGAGCAGCGCUGCCAUGGAGGUGUUGUCCCUCACCCUGCUGCUGCUUUUCAGAGGCUUUACUGGUUCUGCUGCAGCCAACUGUGAAGUGUGUGUGGACUUUCUCCACAGACUGUAUGGCAGUCUGACCUCAGCCCACAGAGAACUCACUCCGUCCCUGGUGGAGGAAGAGCUGAUCCAGGCCUGCACUGCUGCCCAGGGGAAGGAGGCAAGGCUGUGUUACUACCUCGGAGCCAGUAGUGAUGCAGCAACCCGUGUCACAGCCUCAGUGUCUCGACCUCUGGCCUCCCACGUCCCCAUUGAGAAGAUCUGCCAGCGCCUCAGUAGCAGAGACACGCAGAUCUGUCAGCUCAGACAUGAGCCUCCGCUGAAGGAUCUGAGCAGCGAUGGACUCAAAAAGACGAGAGUCUUGGAGCUGAGGAACAUUUUAGCCUCUUGGGGAGAAGAGUGUCGAGGCUGUCUGGAAAAACACGAGUUUGUCAGCCUCAUCCAGGAGAAAGCCCCGCUGCAUGCUCCCAGGAUGGAACUCUGAAUAGUGAUGGGUGUCGUCUUGUGCUUGAUGAUGGUCCUUCUUGAACAUCAUCUUGCUGAGACAUUUUGUCCACCUAACCAACUGU